UGGUCAUAUGACCAUAGGGAAGAGUGUUUACAUUGUGUCUUACUGUACGCCGAAAAUAAAAUAGUGGUUAUAAAAAAAAUUCUCUUCAAGCCGUCAGCGAAAUGACAAAGCUGGAGGUCAUCAACACGUUUCUGACGGAGCGCUUAAUGGCGGCGCUGAAUGAAAUCAUGGACAUGAUCGGCGGGACUGUCCUGCAGUAUGAGAAAGAGCUGGACAGCGUGCAAAAGGACAACGAGUAUCUGAGACGGAGACUCAAGGAGAUCGAAAAAAUCGUCGAGUCGACUGCUCCACCCAUCUCAAACCCUGCACCAUCAUCUCCACCUGCUCAUCUGAAGUGGACUUCUAGCACAGAAACAGAAACAGUGCCUACAGAGAUCUAUCAAAACCAGGUACAGAACGAACAGCUCACCAACACAAAAGUGGAAGAGUUCUCCAGCCAUGUGCUUCUUGUGACUGAACCAGAGAUCACUAUCCCUGCUCCUCCAAUCCCAAACCCACUGGCACAAACAAACAAAGACUUUGAAACGUGCACUUUAGACAAAUAUUCUUGUGACGUUAAAACCGAGCCCCCUGAAAGCCUUCAUUUACCGUCCACAAACAUCUACAGUCCAUUACCACAUUACACAUCUCAGCUACCAACUACUACUAAUAUCAUUCACGAGCCUGAUCCUAAAGUUUUCAACACACCCAAUUCCACCGAUUCAGAAAUAGCUCAAUGUAGGAAUCUAAAGCCUAAAUCCUUGCAAGAGUCCAUCAGUAAACACAGCCCAAAUGCAAGGAAGACCACAUAUCCUGAAUCAGGCGUCAGCUAUAACAACACUCAUCAAAACACAGACUUGGGAUCAGUCAGGAAUGACGCUGUUAGCAGCAACGGUCAUCUGGGGAUUGGAAACAUUGCGGUCAACUCUCUACGCCACAUGCCGUUUGUCAGACAGAAUCGAGGAAGAGGACGAGGAAGAAACAAAGGUCCUGGGACGCACGCAUGUCCUCAGUGUGGAAAACUGUUCCCUCAUCAUUCCCGGCUAAAGGUGCACAUGCUCAUCCAUACAGGAGAGAAGCCGUACGUCUGCGGCCAGUGUGGAAAACGCUUCAACAACGAUGGGACUCUGAGGAACCACAGUCGUGUGCAUCUUCAGCUGCGUCUGUUUGACUGUCCCGUGUGCGCACGCAGCUUUAAGGAUGCCUACACUUGUCGAAAUCACAUGCGUGUUCAUAGUAGGUGAGAGAGCGAUGUUUCUGCCUCAGAAAGGCUAAUUGACUCAUUUAAUCCCACAUUUUUUUCUUGGAAUUUGAAUUUUAUUGAUUAAGGCAGUGUUUCUCAACCACAUUCUUGGCGGACCACCAGCUCUUUACAUUAUCCAUGUCUCCUUAAACACACCUGAUUCAGAUCAUCAGCUCAUUAGCAGAGACUGAAAGACUAAUGGGUGUCGCAGACAAAGGCUGCGUCCGAAACUGCCUACUACUCAUUAGGUACUGCAUUUGAAUUUAAACGUACUACUCGGCCAAUAGAAAAGUAUGUUCUAUACAGUAUGAACGUGAAAAGUAUAAAUGGAAUUCGGACGUACUACAUCCGUCAUUUUGUCAUGGUCACAUGACCUACCUGCGUCAGUUGCGUCGCUCCCAUUCAUGAAUUCGCUCGCAGAGCAUCAUGGGAUAGCGCAGCAUGCAUUGGAUGCGCACUUCAGAAUCUCGCUGGAAGUAGUAAGUCAUCAGGGUACUUCUCACAUACUGAUUUUCGAAUUCUAUGAAUUUGGACAUACUACUCAGCUCGCAUACUGAUUUUAGCGUACUGUAUAGUAUGGAAGUAUGCGGUUUCGGACGCAGCCAAAGACAUCCAAAACAUACAAUGUUGGUUGUCCUCAAGGAACGUAGCUGAGAAACACUGGAUUAGGACAUUCACACUGAAUGCAUCUUUGUGUCUAGAAACGGGAGAUGCAGUGCUCAGGAAUGUUUUUUAAAGGGCCACCCUUUCUCAGCAGGGUGUUUCCACACCUCUAGUUUGAAAAAGUCAGGAAAGUGUGCGAGUCCAGCUUUGUUUAGGUGGGAGUGUGGAGUGAUUAAAGAGGGAAAGGUUUGCAUGAAAAGGGGAGUUUUAUCACGUACACUACAGCGGCAACACAAAUACAGACGCAGGGGAGAUAGACAGUGAUUCGUAGAGCAGCAUUUACAGUGGAUCUUAGAGCUGUGUGGAAGUGAUGGAUUUUCAGUCCAUAAUAUUGUACUAUUACUGUAAACUUAGUAACAAUCAUUUUGACUAAGGUAUGUCUUUAAAAACUGAAAGAAUACCUCUUGACGAUACUAACUAACUUUGCCAUCUGAAUAAACAAAGAACACUGAUCACACACUUACCAAAUUCGUAGAGUCAGGACAAUCAACACGAACUGGAACGCAUAUUUUUUUAAAAGAGAGACGAGCGACAAAUCCGCAUUUCACCAUUUCUAGAUUCGAAAAGCUCUCAGGUAAAAACUGCUUCUUACAAAAGUAUUUUUGUCGCAUGUUAGCAGACCACUGUAAUCCACACAUGUGAAUCCACAUACAAGCUGUGCUCUCAUCGCAGGGAAAUGGAAACAAAACCUUCGUUGCGGCACAUUUAUAAACGCAACACUGACAAUGUCUCAGAACAAUUCUACUACUUGUUUGAAAUACGGUUGGCAACUCAACGUGGCUUCUCUCUGAACACUGUAACGGGUAACAACACUCUUCGAAGCUGUC
This is a messenger RNA of Danio aesculapii, 2712 nucleotides long. RefSeq names its product zinc finger protein 235. Gene Ontology annotation, cellular component: nucleus. Bases 102 to 1223 code for a protein of 373 amino acids. The transcript is spliced from 2 exons. The record is from RefSeq and is a predicted model, not a curated record. Lineage: Eukaryota; Metazoa; Chordata; Actinopteri; Cypriniformes; Danionidae.